AACACAUCCGAGAAAGACAGAGACAACAGUGUCUGCAGUCCCAGGCUAAGCCCCAGUCCAAGACUACCCGGCGCACACAGUGAACUGAGUGCAUUCCCCGCACUCCACGGAGGGGUAGAUAACACACUCCCGCCUACCCACCCACACAAGCUCAGUGAUGGUAAGAGCUACAGAUAUCCACACACCCAUACACACACCCUGGGCCACGAGGCAAUGCUCCCGCAGGGGCACACACACAAGACGCCCCAGGAUACGAUACAGGGGCAUCCCGAGACACACCCUCAUGCAGGCGCAUUCGCUAACAUAGGACCAAGCACGCCUGCGACUACACCG
This is a messenger RNA of Sphaeroforma arctica JP610, 333 nucleotides long. RefSeq lists its product as hypothetical. The transcript has a single exon. The annotation marks the transcript as partial. Lineage: Eukaryota; Ichthyosporea; Ichthyophonida. The record is from RefSeq and is a predicted model, not a curated record.